AUGCCAGGACCGCAUGGAACGGCCCAUGAAACAUACCCCCUAUGGCGGCCCUGCUUUUGUCGUGUCUGGGAGACAGUACGGCAUAAGGCAAAAGCAACUUUGACAGCUGACAUUAUCAAUGCCCUUGAAGGCAAGAGGUUCAUUACUGUAAUAGAUGCCGCUGAAUGGAUCUACCAGUGGCGCGCCUCGACUAUCAGUUUCACGGGAAGUAGUGGUUUGCUCGAGCAGAGAGAGUCCGACUUUACAAGGAAUCACACAAGAGAAAACCCGUUCCUAUCGGAUAACCUUAUUCUUCCAUAUCCAGCCGGUUUCGCGCCUGAAAUGGAACGGCAUCAAUGA
This is a messenger RNA of Paracoccidioides lutzii Pb01, 339 nucleotides long. RefSeq lists its product as hypothetical. The record is from RefSeq and is a predicted model, not a curated record. Bases 1 to 339 code for a protein of 112 amino acids. The transcript has a single exon.